GGCUGUGAUUGGGUCAGUCAAGUCACGUCCACCACACCACGUCGCGCGCUCGACUCCCAACCUCGCAUCCCCCACGAACAAGAUUCUCCGCAUUCAUGCAAGUCUGCGCAGGAGAAACAUUGUUUCACUGGCCAGGAUGCUCUCCCGCAUGCGACACAUGGCUACCCAGCCAGUCAUGUCCCGACACACGGUCGAGACGCGGCAUAUAUGUGUACAUUGACUGCAAGCUCUCAACCACUAGUUGGUGUCCUAGCAGAUGGGCAUCGUGGCGAGGCCAAAGAAUACCAUGAUGGAGAGGGAGAGGAUGGGAUAUAUCAGCCUUGCGGCCUGAGUUUUUGGGACCUGCAGAUGUCAAACUUAUUGUUCCCGGUCAGACUGCUAGCACUGCACACAACCAAGUCCAUUCUCGCGUCUCUUGACAUCAAACGUUCCACCUCAAGCUCUUUAAACCACCACCACGAAAUGCAGUCAUGGUCUCCAACACUGAGUCUCAACUUUCAGCGUUGCUGAGAAGCCCGCGCUUCAAAGAGGCGUUUCUGCCAUGCCUUUCGCCAUCAGACCUCUGCGCCCUGAGGACGACCUCAAAGACAAACUCGGCCCUGCUUACAAAGGAUAUCUUCACCAGAGUCCACGUCUCCUUCACGGCCCAUUCAUUCACAAAACAAUCCCGCCUCAACGCUCUGGCCAGAAUAGGCGGCCAUGUUGAACACCUCACGUUCCAUUUUCCGCACUCUGAGGCCACCUUCCUCCCUCCGCUCAUCCACCCUCAAAGCGGCAAGGAGAUUCACUUUCUAUACACGCCACACACGAGCAUGACCUCGUGCCUAACCCGUCCCAAGUACGCCAACUCGGAAUUGGGUGACAUCCUCACAGCCCAAUACCCACCCCUCUUCCACUCGGCAACCAAUGUCCCGUCCUUCAUCCAUGCACUCAAAGUCCUGCCCAACAUGCGCCAUCUCACGGUGAGGUGCCCAGGGCAGGACAAGCGAGAGCGCUACAGGAGGAACAUUGUGGACUACGCGCUCAUCUCCCUGCGCAUCGCCAUUGAGCGUGCGCCUCUGGAGAAGCUCCACAAGCUGAGCUUGUCGAGUCUGCAUCCAUCAGCACUAAACUACCUCCGCCAUGUCCCUGGCUUUGGGUCGUUACCCUCAAGCGGGAGGAGAUGGCGCCAGAUCACGAAGCUCAACAUGUCCAUGGAAGCAUGGGAGUUCCACUCCUCUAGUCCCGGCUUGGACCAUCUGAAGAUCCUGGACGACUACAUCCGUCACCUUGCUCCUCAGUUGGAGAAGCUCAGCUUCACAUGGCUCGGACCCAAAGGCCCUUGUCCCAUUGCUUUGAGCGCGGACCCGCUCUUUGCCUCGGCCAAAUCGUUCAAGAAGCUGUUCCACGAGGUUACGAGUCCCAUGUCGCCUCUCCCAGCACGACCGACCAGGAAGGACAUGUUCUUCCCUAAACUCAAAUACCUUCAGAUCAGGAACGCCAGCAUGCAAGCAGAGAAGCUCAGGGACGUCAUUGAAAGACAUCGCGACAAUGUGCGCGAGUUCGACUUUAGAGAAGUUGUCCUCCUCAAUAAGGGGGAUUGGGAUGACGCCUUGAGCCCCUUGGAGGAUGGAUGGUCCAGGCGCUCCAUGAGCGUGCACAGUUCCGAAAGGAGCGGCUACACGGAAAGCACCGUGGUGGACGAUGACUACAGUGAUCUUCCCAGCCCCAGCGCGGCCGUGGAAGCCGCCAGUCGUGAGUUGAUGGACAUUGCUGGCUUCAGUGAUGAGGAGAGGAGUACACUAUCGUUUGGUACUACGGCAUCUGACAUGGAACCCGUGAGAGAGGAGGGAGAGGAGACGGAAGGCGUGUCGACGAACGUGAGGCGCAGGAGAAGACGCAGACGCAGGCACCACGUCGAAGAGGAGGAAACCAUCCACCGCUCCAAGAUCUCCCUCUCUUCACUUUCAUUCAGGAGCAAGUCCUCGCAACCCAAGCUGAGACCCUCGCAAUCGUCUCUCAAAUCCCAGAAACCACGUCACCAGCCUAGCGAAGCCUCGCUGCAGUCAGUACGGCCUCGACCACCGAGCCCAAUUGUGGACACGGCCAUCACCCUGCCCAUACUGAACAACGGAUCGCAACCUGUGCUCCUGCAACCGACAGUGUACAAUCCUGCAGCGCCGGGAGAAGAGGACAUAUCCCCUGUUCAACGAAACAUGGAGCAAGAAGCACAGCACGCAUUGCUCGCGCAAGAUGCAUCGGCCCGCUGCUCUGCUUUACGAAAGGCCAAAGCUGCCGUGCUACAGAAGCUGUCCCGCGAAUUCUGCGCCAACGCAGCAAAGAGGACGUACGGGGGAGGCAGCGCGGUGGCAGCGUGCAGGAUGAUGACCAACCAUAAUGAGCCUCGGUCUUGUGCUGUCGAGGUCCUCGAAGACCGGAGGGGUCUCGAUCGAGGCGGGAGCAUCAUGGUGCCCUUGAUGUUCAGCCGGGCAUGAGGAACGCUUACCAGCCCUGGUGAUGAUGAGGAUCAUGUAUUCACUCUUUACGAUUUUUCUUGUACACGACCUUAUGACCUUUUAAUGAAACAUUCUUUACGAACGA
Molecule: messenger RNA, 2580 nt
Organism: Emericellopsis atlantica
Lineage: Eukaryota; Fungi; Ascomycota; Sordariomycetes; Hypocreales; Bionectriaceae
Exons: 1
Coding region: 471-2474 (667 amino acids)
Source: RefSeq, a predicted model, not a curated record